AUGGCCAUGGUAAGUUGUUUUUUUAUUAUUUUUUGAUUUUAGACGAGAUUUCCAAUUUUUUUCUAGGCAAGAGCCUUAUAAACCGUUUACAGGAGGCAGAAAUAAUGAAAUCGAACAAGGGAAUGGCCAAGUGGUAGUUGCUAAAGGAGGUAAGAUUGGAUUUAAGUAUUCUUAUUCUGUUUUUAGGUAAUAAAUUAUUACCUGGAAGUCCGAUUUCACUCCCGUCGGCCGUAUUUUUGCUCAAAACUAUGCCCAUUUCGAUUCUCGGAUUAGACACAUGCAAUAUGAGGUAAAUGAAGGUGUUUUUUUUUUCUGAAAAUGAUAAGGAAAUUUUACAUUGCUUUUGAUUUCCAGGAAGGUAAUUUGGCGGCCAUGA
Messenger RNA from Bursaphelenchus xylophilus (pine wood nematode), 376 nucleotides. The record is from the annotation of a GenBank genome assembly. NCBI's taxonomy places the organism in Eukaryota, Metazoa, Nematoda, Chromadorea, Rhabditida, Aphelenchoididae.